CGCUAUCCCUUCAGCUGCUAGUGUAACCGGUUGCUCCAUACCAGCGACCCACAAUGGCUUGGAAUUUCCGGUCGUCCGUGUCGACGGAGGAAGAGCGAGACGAGUACAACGAUGGUUCCGUCAAGUUGCGUAAUCCCAAUAUCGAGCUGAUGGACCAGGAUAUCCUAUACCACCUGGCGCUGGGAAGUGGAAGCCAUGAUCUGCAUGAAAUGUUCGGCGAUGUGAAGUUCGUCUGCAUGGGAGGAACCCCGAAGCGAAUGGAAACGUUUGCGCAUUUCAUCAUGGAUGAAAUCGGCUACAAGCUCCCGGCCGGCACCCAGCUGCAAGAUAUCAGUGCAUUUUCAUACCGUUAUUCAAUGUACAAGGUUGGGCCAGUGCUUUCCAUUAGUCACGGCAUGGGCGUACCGUCGGUCGGCAUCCUCCUCCACGAACUUAUCAAGCUGAUGUAUCACGCGAAGGUGAAAGAUCCCAUUUUCAUCCGUAUCGGCACGUGCGGUGGUAUUGGCGUCGAAGGGGGAACCGUUGUCAUCACGGAGGAUGCGUACGAUGGAUUGCUGCGAAACAGUUAUGAGUUGGCCAUCCUGGGUAAGAUUGUGCACCGUCCGGCGAUUCUAGAUAAGCGGCUUGUACGAGAGCUGAAAUCGCUCGCUUCGAACGACGAUCCGUACGAUACGAUCAGCGGGAAAACGAUGUGCACGUAUGACUUCUACGAAGGUCAGGGCCGGUUAGAUGGAGCAUUUUGUGAGUUCUCCGAGACGGACAAAAUGGAGUACCUCGAGAAGCUGCGCGACUUCGGCGUGGUCAACAUUGAGAUGGAGUGCACGAUCUUUGCCGCGCUGACGCACUACGCCGGCAUUAAGGCGGCGAUCGUGUGCGUCACACUGCUCGAUCGCCUCAAGGGCGACCAGGUGAUGGCGCCCAAGGAAGUGAUGAACGAGUGGCAGCAACGCCCGCAGAUUCUAGUGUCCCGGCUGAUAAAGAAGCAUCUCGCCCAAAUGGGCCGCCUGAAGUCGCUGGCCUCGACACCUUCGUCCAUCAAGUCGCCGCGGCGCUUCAAGCUCGUGCAGCAGGAGUCGGAGGCUCAUGAGUAAAUUUUUCUCUUGUAUAUGUUAUACAGUGACAUACCGUACAAUAAGGCUGCUUUGGCAUUUGCAAACCUAUUUCCGAACGAAUAAACAUUCGUGCCACAGAGCGGUCACCGUCGCUGCAGUGAGACUAGCCUACCUACUGUGGCUGUAACUCGAAUGUUCGUUACCUCUGCACGAUAGGUUCAUUUUUGUUCGUGCAAAUUUUUGACGAGGUUCAACUUAGACAAAUAACAAAACAACAAAUAAAUUACACACAUUCAGCCGCCAAAUAGAAUUUUCAUGGCUAGUUAGCCACGUUUGUAUGUUUGUCACUGUACUUGCGCUUUGUGUUAGCAUUUACUCGCAGAGGCUUUUAUACAAUAUUUAUAUAUUUUCAAGUCAGGCAAGUGAUCCACACGAGGAGCGAACACGUAAACGCAAAUUAUACACAAAUAAAUAACACAAAUUUUAAGAAAGGGGAGCGCUUGUGAGGUGCAUGUGCCUAUGAUGGAUGAGGCGUGCAUGAGGGAAACUUACAUCCCCUCGCGUCGAGACGCUAGGGACGCGUGUACAUCAAAGGAUAUCACAAUGAUUGGUCCUUGCCUUACAUGUCAGAAGCAAUUUGUUUACCAUGUGGGACAGUUAUAAGCUAAAAGACGUCCGGAUGUAUAGGCAUAAGUGCAGCAGUACUAUCAAUCUGCUAUCGUUGGUGACCAAUCGCGGCGUAGGAGAUUCUUCAAAUGAUAAUUCCAUUACUGUCACGUGACUUUGUGAACUAUAUUUAACAACUGCGCUGCGAGAAUUCUUUGUUUUUACAAUGUUCAUAGUCGGUAUACUUAGAUUACUUUUGCCAGACGAUCUCGAAUAUGUCUGGAAACAAAACUCGUGUUUCACCAUUUCUCGCCAAUGUGUGAAUGGCAACUUAUAUUAUGAUUAAAACCUGUGCCAGAUGUUGGAAGUUCAACUCUAUCGAUUUUUAAAAAUUGGUUUCACUCCUUUGUGAAACACAGACAUUCAAAUGACAAUUCUAGCCCACUUGCAGCAUAUGACUUGUAGCUCAUCUCUCUCUCUCUCUCUUGUCUAUCAACGUACUACAAGCAAUAGUUAAUUGUUUGAAAUCCUAUACGUCUAUCAUAAUCUACCAUGCUCCUUUCUAAUAUGGCGCACUAGUUCUACUUACUUCAGUUGGUUUGCUUUUAGUGUUUUGCUAUGAAGGCAAUGGCAAGGAAUGAUGGCAUAAAGGGCCACACGAUAUGGAAAAAGUAACGAAGCUGUACAUUUUAUGUUAAACUAUUUGUAUUGUUAAUGUUAAAAACGGAAAUUAGCUUGUUAACAAAUUAACGAAUCAAAAGACAGCAAUCGUUUCCUCUAAGUUCCAAUUAGAUUUUCAAGUUAUCAGUUAUUGGCAGACUUAUACGACACAAGUGGAUAUAACGACAAUAUUAUAUCAACAUAACUCAAAUGAGUAUAUUAUGCAUGUAGUUGAUUGCAGGUUGAAACUAACGAAAUGUAAUAUUUAUUCGAAUUCGAAGUUAUCAGCGUGAACCAUUCGAUCUGAGUUAAUCUUAAUAGAGGGCAAGUACAUCGAUGAACGUAGACCCUCAACUCCUCCCCUUCACUCCCUUCCCCUGUAUAAGUGCAAUAGAAUAUUGCAUAAUGUACAAAACAAAAAGGUGGCAUCUCAGCAUCCUAGAGUAAAACUGCCAGGACCGUUUAGUAGCAGAAAUCGUAGGUGGUAGUCUGCUGCAAAUAAUAUCAUACUGCAUACUCGGUACUUCAGAACAAAACUACGCAUUGUAGUACAACAAUAUUCACGUUCAGUUAAGGUUGGGUGUAGGAAAAAAAAAUACAAUGAAAUAUCAAUAUUGUCCUUGAGAAAUUAACGAAUUACAUACAACAAUACGUAGCUUACAUAAAUGAAUAAAU
Molecule: messenger RNA, 2993 nt
Organism: Anopheles coustani
Lineage: Eukaryota; Metazoa; Arthropoda; Insecta; Diptera; Culicidae
Product: uridine phosphorylase 1
Exons: 6
Coding region: 54-1091 (345 amino acids)
Biological process (GO): uridine catabolic process; nucleotide catabolic process
Cellular component (GO): cytoplasm; cytosol
Molecular function (GO): uridine phosphorylase activity
Source: RefSeq, a predicted model, not a curated record